AUGCGUCGUGUGUACAUAGUCUUAUUCGUUGUCCUAUCAACAUGUAAAUUAAUGAUGUGUAGGUUAUAUGAACAAAUGAAAGAAGUUGAUCCAAAUGAACGAGUACAAAUAGGUAGUUAUAGAGUUGAUGGUAAUGGUCAUCAAAAAUUAAAAGAUGUACCUGUAUCCGAAACAAAAUUUCAUGCUGAAAAUGUUGUUGAGAAUAUUUGUUCAGAAGUAACAGAAAAUUCUAAAGGUCAUAUACCAAAACGUUUAAAAAAUAUGUAUGAACAUGCUUGUGAUGAUAUAUUAGAAGAACAUCAUGAUCAAUUAGUUGACGUUUUAGUAGUAAAAGAGUUUAAUCAAAAUGAACGAACAUUAGCUGAUAAAUUCUGUACUGAUACUACAAACUUUUGUACUGCUGAACAAUUAACUGAUCUGUUUAAUUUGAUACCUCCAUCACCUUCACCAGAAUCCGACGAAGAAAACGAAGAAUUUGAAGACGAACCAACAACAAAUGAUAAAGUUGAACUUUAG
Didymodactylos carnosus is the source of this 516-nucleotide messenger RNA. NCBI's taxonomy places the organism in Eukaryota, Metazoa, Rotifera, Eurotatoria, Philodinida, Philodinidae. The record is from the annotation of a GenBank genome assembly.